AUGGCCAAUAUAACGUCGUCUGCGAUCAAAAGGACCUUGGAUCCUAUAGAGUGGGAAAUACAAGGCAAACGCAUCAAAUUGAAUCAGACUUCGACAACUUCAUUAGGUCUUCUUUCUCCUCCCGUUACUCCUGAGAAACAUGACCGAAUCUUGAAUGUCCAGGCAAGCUCUGUGAGCUCUCUUAAUACAAAGCUGUUUGGUGCCGCUAAAUCGCAGCCCCUUUCAGUUUACUCAAGAGCGAAGAAAUUGUUCUUGAGGAGUUCGGCAGUGGAUGUUGAUGGUUUUGCUUUGACUGCAAGAGAACCUGAAGCUCACUUACUCCGACAACAUAUAGACCAAUGUUUGUUGAAGCUGGAGUCCACGUCGAUGUACGUGUCAGGUCCUCCGGGAACCGGGAAAACCGCGCAGGUGAACGCGAUACUAAAUUCUCUGAUUGUGGGAGACAUCGAAAACGCGGACGCUAAGAUCUACAAAGUUCCCGUGAGGAUAAACUCGAAAAGAAUCAACCGCAGAGUUCGGAUCGCAAAAAUUAACUGCAUGACUGUGCGCAAAGCAGAAGACAUAUUUGAUGCGAUCUACAGCGAUCUCGAGGGCCAGUUCACGCGCAAAAAAAGAACAGCUCAGGAGCUCAAAAGAUUUCUAGCAGAUGAGUCCAAGUGCGAUAUCACACUUGUGGUUUUGGACGAAAUGGAUAAUCUCAUGGGUAAUAGCCAGCAGGUACUUUUUGAGCUCUUUUCGUGGGCGUCGGAUAUGUCAAAUGACAAUCCGAAACUAGCCAUUAUUGGAAUUGCCAAUGCUUUGGACUUAACCGAUCGUUUCCUUCCGCGGCUAAAAUGUAACAACAUUAGUCCCCGGUUGAUUCCCUUCUUGCCUUAUACCGCUGAUCAAAUCAAACAAGUUUUGACCGCAAAGCUUUGCUCUCUUGUGGAUAACAAGACAACUAUUCCUCCUUUGGUUCAUCCUGCUGCAAUCCAACUUUGUGCCAAGAAAGCGGCAAUCACUACAGGAGAUUUGAGAAGUGCUUUUGAUAUUAUGCAUCGAGCUCUUGAACUAACAGAAAGCUUACAAGCACAAAAACUAGGCAGCAAAGAGCUUCACAGUCUAACGUUUGAGAACGCACCCAAAGUAAUGAUCGCCCAGCUGGCUAGAGUCUGCAACAGCACAGUCAGCUCAAACUUCAACUCCAAAUUGAAGGAUCUCAACAUUCAACAUAAAACAGUGCUGUGCUCUCUUAUCAAAUACGAAGAAGUAUUGAAAAGUCAAAAGUCCAAAACCAUUGCAUCCAUUAACUCAUUCUAUUCAUAUUAUGCAUCACUACAAGAUGUGCGCAAAGUCAUCGGGGCUCUUAAUCGAGGCGAAUUUCUCGAAGUUUUGAGCUCAUUGGAGUCUGACUCUUUCAUCAAUAUCUGUUCUACUACAAACGCGAAAAUACAUGCUACGUCCAAAAUCAAGGGGCCAAUUAGCUACGGUGAUUCUAGACUAUCGUCUACCGUUCCAAAGAUGGAUAUCCUCAAGAUCAUUGAUGAUAUUGGAAUUCUCAAAAAAAUUCUGGCUGGUACGGAAAAUUGCAUAUAA
Molecule: messenger RNA, 1575 nt
Organism: Ogataea angusta
Lineage: Eukaryota; Fungi; Ascomycota; Pichiomycetes; Pichiales; Pichiaceae
Exons: 1
Coding region: 1-1575 (524 amino acids)
Biological process (GO): DNA replication initiation; mitotic DNA replication checkpoint signaling; cell division
Cellular component (GO): nucleus
Molecular function (GO): ATP hydrolysis activity; DNA replication origin binding
Source: RefSeq, a predicted model, not a curated record